AGUUGGGUGGAAGUGGGUCAUAUGUUGAUUGAUUAAAUGAAUUCAAAUUAUCUGGUUUGGACUUGAAUUUUUGAAAAUAAAUUGGUGUAUAAUAUGGGAAUUGCAUUACUUCUUAAAUCGUAUUAAUACGCUACAAAAUCUCUUUUUUUUUUUUUUUUUGUUUCUAUAAGCAAACUAACAAUGAAUUCUAUAAUAUUUAUCAAUCCUCCUUUCUUCUAUAAUUUCAAAAUUGAAAGCCAAUCAAUAAGGGGAAGGCAGUCUUCAAGUUCAACCAAACGACAUCUAGAUGACCGUAAUCUUGUGACAUUAUCCACAAACAAUUAUCAUGCAGAUGCGAAAAUUCUGGUGUGUGUCCAUCUAUUAAAUGAACAUGGGAGAUAUAAUGAGUUAGAUCAGAAAUACUUGGAUGGCCAAAAACUUAUUGAAGCUUUCAACUCAUAUCCCCUUACUCUGAAUUUUGAUUUUCCUAACUUAGGUAUCAGAAAGACUGGACGAUGGAAGUUGGCUUACACUUUAUUUUUAACCAGUCCCAAGAACAUAGAAAAUGUUUCAAUACAUAUCAUAUCUAAUACGAUUGAAGUUUACUCUUCCAAAAGUUACCGUUUUUAUUAACCAAACUAAAAUACCAAAUAAGUUUAGUUGUUAUAUUUGACUGGUUAUUUUUUUCUAGAAAUUGUCAUUCAAUCAAUUCAAAUAACGAAUUGAUCGCUAAUAAUUUAUACCAAUUACAUACAAUUUUAUAUUAUAUAUUAUAUAUUAUAUAAUAUAUUUUUA
Ascoidea rubescens DSM 1968 is the source of this 774-nucleotide messenger RNA. RefSeq lists its product as uncharacterized. The coding region runs from base 181 to 612 and encodes 143 amino acids. The record is from RefSeq and is a predicted model, not a curated record. NCBI's taxonomy places the organism in Eukaryota, Fungi, Ascomycota, Saccharomycetes, Ascoideales, Ascoideaceae. The transcript has a single exon.